AUGUCAUCUCAGGAGGAUUAUUUAUUAACCCAUAAUAUUGUUCGUAAAAUUAAAGCUGAUGGGCUAUUUGACAGCAUACGACGAGAUUUACUUCAAGAUAUUGAGCAAAAACCACCAUACAUCGAUUUAAAAUCACAAGUAGAAAAUUUAAUAUCAAAAUAUUUGUCAGAUACAGAAUGGGAUUCAACAUUGAAAAAAUCAGAUUUAAGAGAAAAAUCACGAAAAUAUGUAGAACAAUCUAAUUUGAUUGAUUAUGUUUUGCCGUCAAUCGUGAGCGAGUAUAUGGAUAAAUCGAAUUCUACCUUGAUUCAACCAAAAAUAUCAAAUUUUGUACAAGAAUAUUUAGAACAACUUUUUGGAACCAUCUCAAAUGCUUAUCAUAGUCAAAUGGGUUUACCAUCGUCGUAUCAUCCUUCCUCUUCGCAACAUCAUCAUCAUAUUCCACCACCUUCAGUUAUUCCUUCUUCAACUUCUUCUCCAGAACAAGAACCUUUUACUCCAACAGCUUCGAAUGCACCAUCAUUAAAACAACCUCAUGAUCAAAUGAAACUUAUAAAUAAACCAAAAACAAUGCAAAAUAAAUCUCAAAUAAAAAAUGAAACUGGCACAACAGGAACCAUAGCAGCUGAUGUGCCGAUCAAAAAACUUGUUCAGAAAACAACAACGGAUGUUAAAAAGUCUUCUACCAUUCAAAAAAUGCCACAAAUCAAAAAGCAAGUUUCACUAGAAAAGAAAAAAGAGGAGAAAAAAAUAACAUCAUCAACUGUAGUUAAAAAAGAUGAUAAGAAAAUAAAACAGAAAGAGGUGCCUUCGAAACAAACAGUAACUGAAGAUCGAAAUCCCGUUUCAUCCUCUUCAUCGUCGACCAUAUCAUCACCAGAAGAUUCGAAUGGUAGACAAGAAUUAUUACGAAGCUCUAUUUCAACAUCUAAAGAACCAAAGAAAGUGCACAAAUCGCCAGUUAAAAAUCAGUCUUCUGCAAAAACUGAACUGAAAACAACUGCAGCAUCGCCACCAUUAAAAACCGUUCGUAAUCCUACUGUCGAAGAACAAUCACCAUCAUCUUCGCCUGUAAUUGAAUCACCGCCACUAUCUAUUGUUCGUAUUGCUUCACCUAUACGUGAAAUACCAUCCACUGCUGUUCCAUCAGUUAGUGUGCCUAAUACACCUGUUAAACAGGAAACAGUAGAUGAAACAACUGCGGCAUCUAUUUCACGAAAACGACAGCGUCAGCCUGAACGAUUACAGAAGGAUGAAAAAAAUGAAAACGAAAAACAACAACGGAAAAAAAAGAAAAAAUUAUCAGACGAUGCAAAUAAUGACAAAGAGGAAGGAGAGCAAAAGUUAGCCGUAGACGCGGACAGUGAAAAACAAGAUGGGGAAAAGGUGAUACUCAAAAUUAAGAAAUCGCGAGUUGUUAGCCCUUGUGUUGCACUUGGUGAUAAUGUUGAAAACGAAAAAGAACAAUCAGCAAAAACCGAUGAAAAUGUACCGAAUGAUAUGAAUGUCGACAUUAAAACAUCAUCGAAAGAACCAAAUGUUGUUACACCGUCAUUAAGUAUUCCCUCAACAAGUUCAAUACUUCCAAUCCAACCCCAAAAAUCACAGAACGAUAAUGAAGAAAAAACGCCACGUCGACUUCGUCCAAGACGGCCAAAUCCAAAAUAUUCAAAAGAAGAUUUUGAAGUCGUCAAUGUGCAUACUACUACAGAUCAAGCACCAGCGGUGAGAGUAGCAAUCGGAAAACAUCGUUUAAGCUCGAAAUCUUCGAAAGAAAAAAUUGAAAAUGGAGCUGAUAGUUCUCUCGAUUCAAUGCCAGUGAUGUCAACAAAAAAAACAUCUAAACAGCAACAACAGUCCCCUCACAAACAUCACUCGACGAACAACAUUACAACUUCUCUUUCAGAGCCAACGCUUUUACCACUUCAUCGUGUAUCAUCAUCGAAAUCAACAACGUCAUCUAUAAAUGAAGAUGAGGUCCCACUAAAAAUAAAUGAAAGUGGUGAAAUGUCACCAGAAUACGGUACAUCAGAAUCAGCAUUCGUUACCUCAGAAAACGAAAACGUGAAUGAUGUUACUUUGAAUAAAGAGCAACAACAAACAACACCAACCAAUGAAACAGAUAAAGAAGAAACUUUGUCUCUGACGUAUAAACCAUCUGAAAAUGAAGAGACAAAAUCAGAUAAAAAACGUUCAUCAUCACCAAGAAGACUACGACCAAGAAAUCAAAAAUCAGUAACAUCAACAAAUGACGAAGCAGCUAUACCACCACCACCACCACCACCAAUAACAACAACAGCAAAAACAGAUGAACCAUUUCCGACAAAUUCUGAACUCCCAUCUGUGCCGAAUAAAAAGUAUCAGCGUCGUCGUACAACUGUCGGUUUACGUGAUUCUACUCAACCCAUAAUUCUUUUUGAUUGCAUCACACCAUCGCCACCUAUAGCACGUGAUAAUUCAACAGAUUCUCAACAAUCUUCAACAUCUCGAAAAAGUUGUCAACCAUCUGCUAUAACAACACCUGAUCAAACUAUGUCUGAUCCACCAAUUCGUUCAGUACCUGUACCCGAUAAUUUAAGCAUACAACGCGCAACUACUUUUUCAAGUGAUGAAACAAGCCGAAGUUCAUCUCCAAACAUUCUUAAUGAGCAACAGUCACAGGCUGCUAUUAAUACUCUAAGAUCAAAACCAUCAAAAUCAUUCAUUUGGAAACCAAAAAUAUCGAAAUAA
Molecule: messenger RNA, 2730 nt
Organism: Didymodactylos carnosus
Lineage: Eukaryota; Metazoa; Rotifera; Eurotatoria; Philodinida; Philodinidae
Source: the annotation of a GenBank genome assembly